AUGGCCGACUUUGCAAAAUCAAUCUUUGGAUUCAGUGGAUUUCAUAAAAAGGACAAUUCAUCUCAACCUCAAUCACAACAGUCAUCUGCUGAUUCAACUCCAGUUCCAGAAUCUCACCAUCAACAACAAAAUCAAUCAUAUUCUAUUCAGCAUUCAUCUCAACAAUUCUCACAAAAUUCUAAUGUUCCUCAAUCAACAAAUGCUUCUGAUACUAAUAAAUUUCUUCCAAAGGGAUUACUGCACUUAGCUCCAACAACAGCUAUGACAGAUAAUUCUUUAGCAUAUGGAACUACUUCAACUAUUAAAUCAAAUAAUCCAAAUACAGACUUUUUGAAUCAAAAUUUUAAGGGCGAUUUCAAUGCUUCAAAUCAAUUCUACGAUCAUCACCAAAUCCAACAACAACAACAACAGCAACAACAACAAGAACAUGAACAGGCUCAAUUCCAACAACAAUUCCUACAAGAACAACAGCAACAGCAACAAUCUCAACAGGAUUACGUACAGGAAAAUCAAUAUCAACAUCAUCAACCAGUACAAGCAUUUUCUAGUGGUCAACCAGUCAUUAUAACCACUGAUGAAAAGGGUCAAAACUUGGCUCAACAUAAGAAUAAUUCUCAACCAAAGGGGAAAUUAAAAGUCACAAUUAUAGAAGGAAAAGACAUUAUUGCUGGCCAACCAUAUGUAGUUUGUAGUUUUGAAAGUUCAGAAUUUGUUACAAAUGCUCCUGGAUCAUUUGGAAAAUCACCUUCGUUUAAUAAUUCAAUUAAACCUUUAACUACUACAAAUCAAAAUCAUCAAAAUAUGAAUCGAGCUGCUUUACCUAUGAGAAAUUCAUCAUCAUCAUCUUCAAGUAGACCAACUUUAUAUUCAAGACAAUCUUCAAGUCAACAUUUAGUGGUUGAUUCUUCAACUUCAAAUCCAAUUUGGAAUCAUGAUGCUUUAUUUGAUGUUGUUGGAUCAAAAUCAGAAUUAGAUAUUUCAGUUUAUGAUGCUUCUAAAGAUGAUGCAUUUUUAGGUCAUGUUAGAAUCUUUCCUUCAACAAUUCAUAAUAAAACUUCUCCUGGUGAAUGGUUACAAUUAAAGGCUCGUAUUAUUGGUGAACGUGUAAGUGGAUCUAUUAAAAUUAAAUGGGAAUAUACUUCAUUAGAUUCAAAAAAGCUGUAUGGACCUGAAGAUUUUGAAGUUUUAAGAUUAUUAGGUAAAGGAACUUUUGGACAAGUUUUUCAAGUUAAAAAGAAAGAUACGGAAAGAAUUUAUGCUAUGAAAGUUUUAUCUAAAAAGGUUAUUGUUAAAAAGAAAGAAAUUGCUCAUACUAUAGGAGAACGAAAUAUUCUUGUUCGUACAUCAGCUGCUGCUUCACCAUUUAUUGUUGGAUUAAAAUUUUCAUUUCAAACUCCAACUGAUUUAUAUCUUGUAACUGAUUAUAUGUCAGGUGGAGAAUUAUUUUGGCAUUUACAAAAAGAAGGUAGAUUUCCUGAAGAUCGAGCUAAAUUUUAUAUUGCAGAAUUAGUUUUAGCUUUAGAACAUUUACAUGAUAAUGAUAUAGUUUAUCGUGAUUUAAAACCAGAAAAUAUUUUAUUAGAUGCAAAUGGUCAUAUUGCAUUAUGUGAUUUUGGACUUUCAAAAGCAAAUUUAAAUAAUGAUGGUACAACUAAUACAUUUUGUGGAACUACUGAAUAUUUAGCUCCUGAAGUUUUAUUAGAUGAAUCUGGUUAUACAAAAAUGGUUGAUUUUUGGUCAUUAGGAGUACUUAUUUUUGAAAUGUGUUGUGGUUGGUCACCAUUUUAUGCUGAAAAUACUCAACAAAUGUAUAAAAAUAUUGCCUUUGGUAAAGUUAGAUUUCCUAAAGAAGUUUUAAGUCCUGAAGGUAGAUCAUUUGUUAAAGGUUUAUUAAAUAGAAAUCCAAAACAUAGAUUAGGAGCUUUAGUUGAUGCAAGAGAAUUAAAAGCUCAUGCAUUUUUUGCUGAUAUUGAUUGGAAUUUACUUAAAUCUAAAUCAAUUCCUCCACCAUUUAAACCUCAUUUAACUUCAGAAACUGAUACAUCUAAUUUUGAUCCUGAAUUUACUAAUGAAUCAACAUCUGUACUUAAAAAGCAAAUGGAAUUAGCUUCAACUCCUUUAUCACCAGGAGUUCAAGCUAAAUUUAAAGGAUUUACUUAUGUUGAUGAUUCAACUAUUGAAGAACAUAUUGGAAGAUCUUAUAGACAUAAUGCCUUUAAAGGUCCAGGAUCAUUUAUACCUGGAAAUCCAAACUUACCAGCUGAUGAAGAUGUCAUUGAAGAUGAUGGAAUUGAUGAAGCUGAUGAGAUGGAUAUUGAUCAUGAAAAUCAACUUGAUGAUGAGUUUGUCAAUGGACGCUUUGAUUUAUAG
This is a messenger RNA of Scheffersomyces amazonensis, 2370 nucleotides long. It is a transcript of the gene SCH9, whose product is annotated as serine/threonine protein kinase. The coding region runs from base 1 to 2370 and encodes 789 amino acids. The transcript has a single exon. The record is from RefSeq and is a predicted model, not a curated record. NCBI's taxonomy places the organism in Eukaryota, Fungi, Ascomycota, Pichiomycetes, Serinales, Debaryomycetaceae. Gene Ontology annotation, cellular component: nucleus; cytoplasm. Gene Ontology annotation, biological process: protein phosphorylation. Gene Ontology annotation, molecular function: protein serine/threonine kinase activity; ATP binding.